AUCCAACAAAACGUCGUUGGUCUAUUGGUUAACUUAUAUGACGUCGUACAUAUCUAUUUCUAGACGACAAUAUCUAGGGGAAAAUAUGUCAUACAUGCAGAGGAACAUGAUUCCCCAUUUCGCGGGGAAUUCCCACGUGUGGUUAUUUAAAUGAGUGUGCCUCUGCGGGAAUCGAGUGCCAUUUAUCUAUUUUUGCUUUGCGGUUCCAAACCAUAGUGUUUCGAUUAUAAUAGAUACGUUUUAAAUUAUAAUGUCAAUCAUUCUCAUUCACAGUAACUAUUCUUAAAUCGAAAGCAUCACAUUUUCUGUAGAAAGGUUUUGUUUUGAUGACGUAGUAAGGAUAAACCAUUUUCGGACCUUCGGAGUUCAGGGGGGAAAUAUUCCUAAAGGUAAUGGAUACUAAAUACAUAUUUGACAAAACAUAUGAAAUGUUGCCAUAGAAAAAGUUGGAGUAAUACUUUUGAGAAACAUGCAAUAGAUGAUUUACGGGUUAUUUUGUAACGGUAAUUCAGUUUGUCAGUUUGCUCAUCCCCCCUCAGAGGACGCUAAUGGUUCAUUCCAACCCCAGAGUUUCUUUCGCUCUGUCGUCCGUGACGCGCAGCGAGGCUAAUAUUUGGGUAUCAGCUGUACGGCGGGAGCCAGGGGUCGGUGAAGAGAGACACAACUGUAGAAGGAGGCAAACGGUUUUCACUGUCUCGGCACUAUGCAUGAAGAGGAGCAGUUUGUGAACAUUGACCUGAACGAUGACAACAUCUGCAGUGUCUGCAAGCUGGAGACCGACACCGGGACCAUGUCUUUCUGCCAUGUCUGCUUUGAACUCACUAUUGAAGGCGUGUCCACCGCCACCCUCCUGCACUCCAAGUCGCUCCGCGGCCACCGGGACUGCUUCGAGAAGUACCACCUCAUCGCCGACCAGAAGCUGUCGCACUCCAAGGCCUCGCGCAGCGCCUACGAGGGCAUGAAGCUGGCCCUGGGCCAGAAGCUGAGCCGCAUCAUCCAGUACGCCCAGAACAAGGACGCCCAGCGGCCCGGGGCCAAGCACUGCUGCUACAGCCAGAGCGGCGACCGGGGCCAGCCCGCGCUGCGCUCGGACGCCCAGGUGCCCCGCUACGCGCCGCGCCGGGACGGGGCCGGAGGGAGGCGCGGGCUGCCGGACUACGCCGCCAGCAUGCUGGAGUUCCACGCCGCCGAGGAGCUGGGGCUGACGGUGCCCCACGGUCCGCCGCGCCACAGGGGCCAGCGGGCCGGCGGGGAGGGGGCGCGGCGGGGCAGGAGCCACGGGCCCAGCGGCGAGGAACUGGUUAAAAUGAACAUGGAUGAACUGCACCAACUGAACGGCGAGCUACUAAUGCAGAUUCAAAAGGUGUUUGAGGAGCUGACGGCAGCCGUGCAGGAGAAGGACUCACUGGCGUCGGAGCUGCACGUGCGACACGUGGCCAUCGAGCAGCUCUUCAAGAACUGCGCCAAGCUGCCCUGGCUGCACAUCAGCAGGGCCGCGGUCAAGGCCAGCAGCGGCAACACACCCGUGGAGUGAGGCGCACACCACCUUCUCUCUCUCUCUCUCUCUCUCUCUCUCUCUCUCUCUCUCUCUCUCUCUCUCUCUCUCUCUCUCUCUCUCUCUCCCUCUCCCCCUCUCUCUCUCUCUCUCUCUCUCUCUCUCUCCCCCUUUCUUUGCUUCCAUCUCUCUGUGAGAGGGGAAGCCUGGCAAGCUGGGGGGCCCUACCCCUCCAUCUCACCACUUAACGGGCUGAAGCACGCCUCCUGUUGAGCGCUGAAUGACUUUGGUAGGCGGCGACGCUGUUGUGCCGCGUUGGGGUUGGCCCAAGCAACGGCAACUGGCUGCAUCGUGGCAGCCACGGUGGGACCAGGUUGGAAAAGAAAGGGCAAGGCCAUUGUUUUGGACCACCCCGAGGUUGUAGGGUUUUUGUAAGGCCCUGUUGUCCUUCAUAAGUGGUACAACGAGAGCUGUACAUGUUGCUGUAAAUAGUACCCUUGGUGGGUCGUCUGGCUACUAGAUGAAGUGAUUUCCUCAAAGGCAAUGCUUCCCUCUAUGCAGUCGACGGUAUUAAUGGGGGACAUCUGUUCAUCCCGUCUCCAUUUUACAAUUGAAUUGUUUUCUUUUGGGAAUUGUUUUUCUUAAGAUUUAAUUUGAUCUCAAAGAACUUUGGUCAGGAGAUGAAAUCGAUAUAUUUACAUAUUUGCAUUAAAUUCCCCAUUUUGUUGCUUUAGCAAUUGGAUAGAGAAUGAAGAAGUGCCUAAGAGUAUUUUAAACCUUUGGAUUGACAUGGUGAUGCAUUUUAAUACGGUUCUAAACUGCUGAGCAGUCACCGUUUGCUCGGUUUUUGUUAUUUAAUGGCUAGAACUAUUAAAUUAGGGAUCGAGUUGCCUUCAAGAUAGAAUCAGAGGUUGAAAGGCUGGUGGUGAUUGUAAGCCAAAAAAAGCACAUGAUAGAUUUGGAACAUUUUCAGUUUUAAAAAAAGGUUUACACUUGAUCUCCCUGAGUUCACAACUGACCUUGGCAAGCAGUAUUUGCAGGAUUACUCAUGCAGAAUUGGUAAAGCAUCUGCAGCUUAAGAUAGUGAUGGCUUUUUUUCAUUUCAAUUGUGCGGCAUAUUCUUUUGAGAUGCUGUGGAUAUCUGUAACGCUUUAGUGACAGAGGAAGGAUUCUAUCAAUACUAGUGCUUUCCCUUCACCAAACCAAAGCUGUUGUUGAUACAUUUGUGUCUGGAAAUAUAAGCACCCGCCUUGCUCAAGCUUGAUGAAUCCAGUGUAAAUGCACAUGCAAUACCAACCAGAUUAUUUAAUUUCAUUUGUUUUUGUCACGUGAAACUGUAAUUCAUGCAAUAUUAUCAGAAGUCAUUUUUAUACAAGCGGUUGGUCAAAUGUCUAUCAUUUGGUAAUGUGUUAUAAUUGAGGGCUAAAUUGAAUCUUAAGCAAUACUAUUAAGUUGGGUAAUGGUUUCCUGGACUCGUUUGCCCUAUUACAAUUAAAAAAGACGGUAAAACUGUCAGGAUGCAAUUAACCUACGGUGUGCCAAGCAUACGAUCAGUUGGGGAAAUAUUCCCAGUUUGAUUGCAUAACAUCCAUCUUCAUCCGUCUCGUUUGAAGAUAUUCUGGGGAGGAAACCAAAAGGAUUUGUGCUUGGAACGUGUAGUGCCCCUAUGCAAGAAAGGAAAGAGAAAGCCUUAUAUAGCUAAAUGAUAUAAGAAGAACAUAUGGAAUUAAAGGCCAAUAUAUAUUUUUUAGCUUUCCCCUAAGGAGAACAAUGAACUACUUCAGAAAGCAAAAGGUUAGGGAAACCCUUGGGUUGAAUACCAAUCGAUGCUUUGCAUAGCAUUUGUCACUGUAUAAAGUUCUCUUUAUAAGAGAUAUAAUAAGUUUGACCCUUUGUGGGUCUUAAGAGGUUCCGUCUGGUUGUUUUGGUCAAUUUUAAACUGUUUGGAGGGAUUUAUUCAGUGUGUUUGUGUUAUCUAUAUUUUAGUUUUUAUCCUUUAAGAAUUGUUUGAUUUUUUUGGGGACUUUUUGUUUUGAAUCUGAGUGCUGUUAUGGUUUGUUUACAGAGGAAAUAUGGACAUUUCAGAUCGUGACCAUCAGUUGCCUGCGGUGCAUCACUUUUAUUAGCUGCAGUUCUUGUUUGCAUAUACUGGUUACACUUGUACUCCUUCUGAACUGAUUAUACAGCCUGUUGUUUUACUUGUGAUGCGUAUGGUUUUACUUGUGCAUUGAAUUACAAAUUGUAUUUAUUGUGUGUUUCAUGGAGCUUGCAGCCUGCGUGACUUGUGCAUACGACUAUUUUUCUAAACCAUUUAAAUAAAUAUUUUUUUUAACAUGGA
Gadus macrocephalus (Pacific cod) is the source of this 3833-nucleotide messenger RNA. It is a transcript of the gene c7h21orf91, whose product is annotated as chromosome 7 C21orf91 homolog. NCBI's taxonomy places the organism in Eukaryota, Metazoa, Chordata, Actinopteri, Gadiformes, Gadidae. Bases 704 to 1534 code for a protein of 276 amino acids. The transcript is spliced from 5 exons. The record is from RefSeq and is a predicted model, not a curated record.